AUGAGAAAAAUAUAUGAUUCAAUUAUUCGUAUAACACUAUUGCUAUUUAUUAGUGCCAGUUAUACUGUAUCAUUAUUCUGUUAUACGGUACAUUGGGAUGCAUAUUCAUCAUUUACGGAGAAAACUUAUAAAUGCAAUGAUAACGAAGAAUUUUGUGCAUCUUUGUACGAUCGAAAUGCUGAAAGUUGGUACCUUCGAGCAAUACCAUUGGAUAAGAAAUGUUAUUCUACUGCUGAGUUGAGAAGUAGAAUAAACUGCAGUAUGAAAGAAGUCAAAGAAGGCUGUUUCAUGGAUCCGAAACAUAAUAGUUACAAAAGAAGAACGACAAAGCUACCGGUUUGCAUUUGCAAAGGCCCCUAUUGUAAUACGCAAGAAAAAAUUGAAGCUGUAUGGUUGGAACAAAACAAUUACAGAUUUCAUGAACCUGAAGAUUGUAGUGAUAAGUUAGACAAAGAAAAGCCGACUACAGAAUCUGCAACGUUUAGCAGUGCAUCAUUAUCUCAAAUGAAAAUUACAAAGAAGACAUCGGAAUCAAGUCUGGAAACAAGAGCUGAUACAGAAACAUCAAAAUUAAAUAUCGAAACUACAACUGCUGUGGAAACAUUGAAAUUAGCUGAAAUAUUGGUAAACGCCACAACAACGGCAAGAUCAGAUCUGAAAGCAACAACAAGUGCUGCACAAGUGACGCAAUUAAGUGAAGAAAUAAAAUCUACAACAGAUGCUGCACAAACAACGCAACCAAGUCCGAAAACAGAAUUAACAGCAAAUGCUACAGGAACAAUGCGACCAAAUCAAGAAGCAAAAUCAACAACAAGUGUUGCGGAAACAACGCAACCAAGUGAGGGAACAGGAUCAACAGUAAAUGCUGCAAAAACAACGCAACCAAGUCAUGAAACGGAAUCAACAACGAAUGUUGCACAAACAACGCAACCAAAUCAAGGAACUGGAUCAACAACAAAUGCUGCAGAAACAACGCAAUCAAGUCAGGAAACAGAAUCAACAACAAAUGCUGCAGAAACAACGCAAUCAAGUCAGGAAACGGAAUCAACAACAAAUACUGCAGAAACAACGCAAUCAAGUCAGGAAACAGAAUCAACAACAAAUGCUGCAGAAACAACACAAUCAAGUCAGGAAAUAGAAUCAACAACAAAUGCUGCAGAAACAACGCAACCAAGUGAGGGAACAGGAUCAACAGUAAAUGCUGCAGAAACAAUGCAAUCAAGUCAGGAAACAGAAUCAACAACAAAUACUGCAGAAACAAUGCAGUCAAGUGAGGAAACGGAAUCAACAAUAGAUACUGCAGAAACAAUGCAAUCAAGUCAGGAAACAGAAUCAACAAUAGAUGCUGCAGAAACAAUGCAAUCAAGUCAGGAAACAGAAUCAACAAUAGAUGCUGCAGAAACAAUGCAAUCAAGUCAGGAAACAGAAUCAACAACAAACGCUGCAGAAACAGCGCAAUCAAAUCAGGAAACAAAAUCAACAAUAAAUUUUUUGAAAGUAAUGCAACCAAAUCAGGAAAUAGAAUCAAUAACAAAUGUUGCGGAAACAGCAACAAGUGCAACAUAA
This is a messenger RNA of Cercopithifilaria johnstoni, 1566 nucleotides long. The record is from the annotation of a GenBank genome assembly. NCBI's taxonomy places the organism in Eukaryota, Metazoa, Nematoda, Chromadorea, Rhabditida, Onchocercidae.